AUGGGCGUCCUACCAAAAGGCCUCUCCUCCGUCCUAGCCAAAGCGCCCACUGACGUCGUCAUCCUCUCCUCUCUCCGCACCCCCAUCACCCGCUCCUACAAGGGUCACCUCAAGGAUGCCUACCCGGAAGAGCUCCUCUCCGUCGUCCUGCGCGCCACCCUCGACAAAGUUCCUGAGUUGAACCCGUCCAAAAUCGAAGACGUCGCCGUCGGCGUCGUCCUCUCCGAGCUUGGCGGCUCCAAAGCCGCCCGCAUGGCCCUGAACCACGUCGGCUUUGAUUCUUCGUCUACUUCCCUCUACACCGUCAACCGCGCCUGCUCCUCCUCGCUGCAAGCCAUCGCCUCCAUCGCGGCCUCGAUCCGCACCGAGGCUAUCGAUGUUGGCAUUGGCGCCGGCAUGGAGAGCAUGACGCGCAACUACGGCUCGCGCGCGAUCCCGACUUCGUACUGGCCUGCUCUCAAGGAGAGUCCCGUCAAGGACGCGCGGGACUGCGUCAUGCCCAUGGGUUUGACUUCGGAAAACGUCGCGAGCCGGUAUGGUGUCUCGCGCGAGGAUCAGGAUGCGUUUGCCGUCAAGUCGCACCAGUUGGCAGCGCAGGCGCGCGCUGAGGGCAGGUUCAAGGAGGAAAUCGUUCCGGUGACGACGCAGUACCAGGAGGUGGAUAAGGCCGGGAACAAGGUGGGCGAACCGCAAACUGUCACGGUGACGGAAGACGACGGCAUCAGGCCGACGGCGUCGCUGGAGGGCAUGGCGAAGCUGAAGCCUGCUUUCAAGCCGGACGGCGCCAGCACGGCGGGUAAUUCGAGCCAGGUCAGCGAUGGUGCGGCGGCGACGCUGUUGAUGAGGAGGAGCACGGCCACGGCGUUGGGAUUGGGAGACCGCAUUAUCGGCAAGUUUGUGGCUGCCAACACGGUGGGGUGUAAGCCGGAUGAGAUGGGCAUUGGCCCCGCGGUGGCUAUCCCGAAGCUGUUGGGCCAGCUGGGGUUGGAGAAUAAGGAUGUGGAUAGGUGGGAGAUCAACGAGGCUUUUGCCAGUCAGGCGAUUUACUGCUUGAGGGAGCUGGGUCUUGAGGAGGCUUGGAAGGAUGGUAAGGUUAACCCGGAUGGUGGUGCGAUUGCUUUGGGUCACCCCUUGGGUGCCACUGGUGCGAGAAUGGUGAGCACCUUGUUGCAUGGUCUCGGAAGGACGGGUGGUGAGGUUGGUGUGGUCAGCAUGUGUGUUGGCACUGGCAUGGGCAUGGCUGGUGUCUUUGUUAGAGAGUAAGUUUGGGAUUGUGUAAAGCUUUUGUACAUUUACUGGGACGCGAUAUCAUGGAUGAUAAACGAAGUCUGAAACGCAACCAACUCUCAUUUUAUAAGCCGAGUUCGAUCAGUGAAUUCGUACUGCGAAGGCUUCGUUGCUUCUACCAAAGCGUCAUACAACACCGAAAUUUGAUGUGAAUCGCUUUUUAGCGGUAGAAUUCAAAUGAUUUGAU
Neurospora tetrasperma FGSC 2508 is the source of this 1474-nucleotide messenger RNA. RefSeq names its product 3-ketoacyl-CoA thiolase. NCBI's taxonomy places the organism in Eukaryota, Fungi, Ascomycota, Sordariomycetes, Sordariales, Sordariaceae. The coding region runs from base 1 to 1263 and encodes 420 amino acids. Gene Ontology annotation, molecular function: acetyl-CoA C-acyltransferase activity. The transcript has a single exon. Gene Ontology annotation, cellular component: peroxisome. Gene Ontology annotation, biological process: phenylacetate catabolic process; fatty acid beta-oxidation. The record is from RefSeq and is a predicted model, not a curated record.